AUGACCCCGAAUAUGGAUUACAAGAACAAAAAGGACCAGAAAACUGAUCAGAUCUCCCAAAGUGUUGGCGAUCAGCAUCGGGGCGGCCCCGCGACCAUCGGGAUGCCUAAUGCUCCAAGCGCGGCCGCGGCGAACCCAUUCGAGGAACCACAGCGCCGAAUGAGCGAAUACACAGCCCAGGAAAUCGCUACUCUCCAAUCUCGACUGGAUAAGAAAUUAGGACCCGAAUACAUUUCAGCACGACCAGGUGCCGGUGGACAGAAAGUGCACUAUCUCUCAGCAGAUAAAUGCAUUAAUCUUGCCAACGAGGUUUUCGGGUUCAAUGGCUGGUCCAGCUCGAUUCAAAAAAUUGACAUUGAUUUUAUUGAGGAAUCUCAAACCACUGGCAAGAUUAGUCUAGGACUUUCCGUCAUCGUGAGAAUCAUCCUCAGGGAUGGCACAUUCCAUGAAGACAUCGGCUAUGGUCACAUCGAAAACUGUAAAGGCAAAGCCGCAGCAUUCGAGAAGGCUAAGAAAGAAGGAACAACAGACGCCCUGAAGCGGACAUUGAGGACAUUUGGAAAUGUGCUGGGCAACUGUGUCUACGACAAGGACUACCUGUCCAAGGUCAUCAAAGUGAAGGCUGCACCUGCCAGAUGGGAUGUCGAAGCGCUUCAUCGCCAUCGUGAUUACGCCCCUGUCAAGAAGGAACCUGCCCCUUCAAAGUCUAUACCGGAGGAUGAUGAUCUUCCUCCUCGUCCAGGAGCGCCUGUUGAACCAGCGAAGAGUAUUCAGAAUAGCACGGGUUCAUUUGACGGAGACGGCGAGUUUGGUAGCGAUCUUUUCGAUGAAGCAGACUUUGUUGUUUCAGCAACAGGCGGCAAUCCCGAUGAAAUAUCAAUAGACCCUGAGCCUCCACGGGCUCAACCCCCCACACCAAUGAACAACCCAGCUGCACAUCGUGGACCAGCCGCUGGACGCUUUGAUCCCAAUGUUGUGACCCCUUCGAAGCCAGAGAGAUGGAACGGACAAAAUGGGCAAACCUCCAAUGCUCCGGUUCCCGUCAAGAGAGAGCCACCCAGCGGGUUGAACCAAGACUCGAUCCCUCCAAGUGCCUCGCAAACCGUCGGCUUUUAUUCCGCUCGAGUUGCGGACUCGUUGCGUGAUAACCCCAAUGCAGCACCUGCACCCGGAAGCCAGUUUGAUCCUCAUGCUGAUAGCCCGUCAAUCCGCAAGACUGCAGGCGUGGAUCACACCAAGAGUGUCCCGAUCUCACGCCCGAUGCUUGCGGGUGCAUCCCCUGCACCUAACAGCAGCUCACGCGAUUUCAUGAACCCGGCGACCGACCUGCAGCGCAGAGUCGGUGCCCCUGGAGGCCCAGCAGGUGGUGCUGGCAGUCCGUUGUCUCGAGGACCAUCAACAUCCUCGUAUCGUCCUUUGACCAGGCCAAAUGUUGAUCAGCGGAGCGUAUCAAACCCUACUCCCAUGAACGGAGGGAGUGUACCUCCGCAAAACAACCCGAACGGCAAGCGACCUCCAUUGAACGACGUGACCAACGCGACGGCUGAGCCCAGCCCCCCCGGUGUGCCUCGCUCAAUGGGUCCGAAUGAAACGAAGAGACCGCGAGUGUCUGAUGUUGCGCCCGAGCAGCCACCACCUCAACCCCAGAAGUGA
Molecule: messenger RNA, 1653 nt
Organism: Penicillium chermesinum
Lineage: Eukaryota; Fungi; Ascomycota; Eurotiomycetes; Eurotiales; Aspergillaceae
Product: RAD52 DNA repair protein RADC
Exons: 6
Coding region: 1-1653 (550 amino acids)
Biological process (GO): mitotic recombination; double-strand break repair via homologous recombination; double-strand break repair via single-strand annealing
Cellular component (GO): nucleus
Source: RefSeq, a predicted model, not a curated record